Messenger RNA from Dendronephthya gigantea, 4284 nucleotides. Its product is annotated as ubiquitin carboxyl-terminal hydrolase 47-like. Gene Ontology annotation, molecular function: cysteine-type endopeptidase activity; cysteine-type deubiquitinase activity. The record is from RefSeq and is a predicted model, not a curated record. Lineage: Eukaryota; Metazoa; Cnidaria; Anthozoa; Malacalcyonacea; Nephtheidae. Gene Ontology annotation, biological process: protein deubiquitination. Bases 101 to 3598 code for a protein of 1165 amino acids. The transcript has 33 exons. Gene Ontology annotation, cellular component: cytosol; nucleus.
UUUCAUGCGAAAUGAAAGUAUGAAUUUGCUGGAUAAUUUCGUGAAAAUAUGAGAAUUUCUAAAACAAAUUGACCAUCCGCACGUGUCGUUCUAGUGAACUAUGGUUCCUGGGACAACGUUACAAGCUGUUCCAAUUGACAGCGAAACGCUGGACGCCAGAACCGAUGUAAUUUGCAUUGUUCAGGAUGAAACAAACUUUGAUACCGGGCCUGGGAAAUACCAUGUAAAUCUACCUCGUUCAACAUCUAUCCUUGACCUCUACCAGAGAACAGGGCAAGAAUUCGGCUACGAACAAGAUACCUUUCUUCUUGUAUGGAAAAAUAGCAAAGCCGGACAAGAUAGCAAAGAAAUGGUUUUAGAAACUGGUAUCGAGACUAUGACAUUGGAAGACGUCUGUCAGCCACCAGAUAAGAAAAAACAGCGAUUUUUUUUAAGGCAAAAAGGCGAUACUAAUCCGAUACGUAUUAAGAAGGGCACACAGGAAGUGAGUGCAAGUGAAAAUGAUGCUUUGUCUGAUGGUAGUGUUAGCAACUUGUUUGAUUCGUCAUCAGCAGCAAGUGGAACAUCAAGUACAACACCUUAUUAUGGACCAUAUAACAGUACUAGCAGUGUCUACACAGAUCUUGCUAAGUCUGAUACAGGUUAUGUUGGUCUUGUGAAUCAAGCAAUGACAUGUUAUCUAAACAGUCUACUACAAACUUUGUUCAUGACACCAGAGUUUAGGAAUGCAAUAUACAAAUGGCAGUUUAAAGGCUCAAAGGAAGAGGCAAGCAAAAGUAUUCCUUAUCAGCUACAGAGGUUGUUUGUGCAACUUCAGUUUAGCGGAAAGAGAGCGGUAGAAACGACGGAUGUUACUAAGAGUUUUGGCUGGGACAGUAGUGAUGCAUGGCAUCAACAUGACGUGCAAGAGUUGUGUCGAGUAAUGUUUGAUGCUCUGGAGACUGUCUUUAAGAACACAGAUCAGGCUGAACUAAUCAAUCAUCUUUAUCAAGGAAAAUUGAAGGAUUAUGUCAAGUGUCUUGAGUGCGAAUGUGAAAGUGCUCGAAUGGACACAUAUUUGGAUAUACCACUUGUGAUCAGACCAUUUGGUGUGAAUACUUCACAUGGAAGUGUGGAAGAGGCGUUGGAUGCCUUUGUUAAUCCCGAGACAUUAGAAGAAAAUAAUCAGUACAAAUGUGACAAAUGCGACAAGCUUUGUAACGCACAUAAGGGUUUAAAGUUCUGCAGUUUUCCUUACCUACUAUCCUUUCAACUCAAACGUUUUGCAUUCGACUACAACCUCCUUCAUCGAAUUAAACUCAACGACAGAAUGACAUUUCCAAAACAUCUAAAUCUCAACAAAUACGUACCCCCCGAAGAUGAUGACAAUGAUGAAAGUUUGUCUCAAAAAAGUGACUCACCAAGCAGUAUUGAAACCGAGACAGACAGUGGCGUUAGUCUGACGUCAUCAGAAAAUGACGCAGUCACUGAAGAAGACCUCAAUGAUAUGUCGAUGGAUGUCGGUGAACGAUCUACGGCUGCCUGUGCUGGCUUCGAUGACACUCAAGAAAGCGAGAGCAUGCAAGAUCUGAAAGGACCUGAGGGACCUUAUAUGUAUGAGCUAUUCUCUAUUAUGAUUCAUUCUGGUAGCGCUAUCGGUGGUCAUUAUUAUGCUUACAUCAAGUCGUUCAAAGACAACCAGUGGUACAGUUUUAAUGACCAAGCAGUCUCAAAGAUCACAAACAGUGAUAUCAAACGUACAUUUGGGGGAUCCGACAAUUCAAGCAGAGGCUAUUAUUCCUCUCAUUAUUCAAGUUCAGCGAACGCGUAUAUGUUAAUGUAUCGUCAAAUACACACAGACAAUUGUGUAUUUACGAGCGAGGAUGAUCUUCCACAGCACGUUAAAGUGCUUGUUAAACGAUUGCAAGAAGAUGAAUUCAAAGAGAAAGAAGAACGGAAUUAUAAGAAAAGUAUUUGCAAGAUCAAGAUAUUCUGUUAUCAUCCUGUUAAGCAGGAGAUGUUGGAUAAGAAACUUGAGAUUCAUAAAGAUAAAACAUUACGAGAGGCUACGGAGAUGGCUAGAGAGUUAUUUGAUCUGGAAAACGAUGUGUCGUUAAACAAUUGCCGUAUAGUGAAAUAUGAUGAAUAUAAUGAAAAUAUGGAGUUAUCUUACGAAGGGAAAGAGGAUACGGACAUGCUCACCAUACUUGACGGUGUUAAAACAUCCUAUUUAUUUGAUCUCAUGUUGGAAAUAAAAAAGGAUGAAGAUGAAUUUCCAGUCUAUAAACCCGGAGCAAUUACGGUGAAAGUUCAAGAAGUUGAUGUUAAAAAAGAUUUUGUUUCUUCUGCCUUCUCCAUCCGCAUCCAAUUCACUGACAGUUUAAAAUGUCUUCAGGAUACUAUAAGACAGAAAUUGGAUACGCAAUGUAAGCACAUUAUUAUGGUUUGGGAGAGAUAUUCGUCGGAGUUUUGUGAAAUUAAGCCAUCUGAAAACAGAUCUUUACGAGAUGAAAACUUCUUUAAGAAAAAUAAGAUUUUUGUGCAAUGCACGGAUGAGGAUCCUGGCGAAACCCUGGACAGUGAACUUCUAAAUGUUCUGGACAAGUAUUCAAAUUCCAUCACGUUGCAAGUUAAUCUCCCAGACGAUGUAUACACAACUGAGAAACAUGUUUUCAAUAUGACCAUUCAUAAAAAUAUCACACUCUGCGAAUUUAAAGAGAAAGUGAACAGCAAGAUGAAUAGUUCUCCGGAAAUGUUCAAGGUGUUUCGUAUCUACUCAAACAGUCAAGAGAUCGAAAUGGACCGUUUAACAGAAACAUUCAAUACAGUCCCGGAUAAGAGCAAGAUUCUCAUCAAACAUGGUCGAGCUUUAAAAACUGGGGAAUUUAGGUCAAAAAUUUUCUUAUUGCGAAUUAAUGAAGAUCAGCAUACGGAAUUUCUUCUGGAAACAAUUUUAUCGAAAACCAUGAAGAUUUUGGAUAUGAAGGCAAAUAUUCACGAAGAAAUAAAGCAAAAUUGUAAACGAGAUAUUCCAGUUGAAAGAAUGAGGCUACGUAGAAAAGCCUGGAAAUCACCAGGUCGUAUUUAUCAUAACGACCAGAAAUUGGAUGACAUCAUGAUUUGUUCUGGAACCGCAGAGACCUUUGUCGAAGAAUUACCAGGACCCGACUUCGUAGAAAACGAAAGUCAGAUGUCUGUGUACGUAAAGAGGUGGCGACCUUCUAAAUAUACGUUUGAAGAAAUGCUGGAGAUAAUUUUAGAUAGCGAAGCCACUGUUUCGGAUCUUAAAGCGAAGAUAUCUUGCCUCAGUAACAUUGCUGCUGACGACGUAGAAGUUGCUAAGGGACGCGGUUCCUUUCCGUUCGAAAUUUCCGCUCUAGAUAUUCACGACGAUUAUGAAUGGAACCCUAAAGGCGAAACAUUACGACACUUUCCGAUCAUGGUUAACGACGAUGGAGCGUUGUUUUACUUCAGAGACAAAACUGAGCCCUUGAUGGAACUGUCUGAAGAGAAGCGAAAUGAAAUCAAAAAGGCGGAAAAUGCAAGGUCUGCAAGCAACGUAAGCAAAACGUCGUACAAACCUAAGGAAAGAGCGCUAAAAAUUUACACAGAUAGAUAAAUUUCACAAGACGAAAACGGAAUUACGGAUAGACCAAAAUAUUGGCCUAGUCUCGUGGUGUAUAUAUAGUCAAAAAUAGUUACAUAUACGAACACGUUAUCUCGAUUUUAAUUUCACAAAGGCAACACUUAUACAUGCAUGCAGAAUUUUCUGAACGUGGCCAGACUCCCACCAAGUGGACUUUCUGGCUAUCAGCAAUCUUGUUAUAGUUCAGUAGACCAUAAGUCAUAGAAGCUACGGAAGUCUCAGAAGUAUAUAAGUAUACCGUUGACUUAAUAUUAGGGGGUGAUUCUAUGGACACGUUACUCUAUGUUAAGACAAGUAAAUUCGCUUUAUAUUUCUUGCGUUUUCGGUUAGUAAUAGUAAAACUCACAGACUGUGAAUGUACAUAAAGGUCCAUUAAAACGAGUUGUUUAUUCUCCAGCUUCUAUGAUUUAUAUGGACUGGCUAUAUAUAUGACUUAUUGCAUCCAUAAAAACGCACAAUUGUGUAAAGCAGUCUUCGUACACUAUAUACGCUCAUUUCAAGUUGAUCAUAUAUAAAAUUAUAUAUAUUUCACAAUCCCGAAAUAAACUGUUAACAACUUGUAACAGGCAAGUAAAAUCAAAGAAGUUACAAGGUUGACGACACAUGCAUGCAUGGUUGUAAGAAUAUUGUUAUAUUAAUAGCAAGUCCAGUAACUCAAC